ACCUCACUCUUUCCAAGACCCACAAGUUCAAUAAAAGCACCCAAUAUUAAUUUGAGUCUCUCAUGACCUCUGUAAUGGAUGGAUUUACAGGACUUGAUCAAAAUAGUUUGUGCAGUGAGAGUGAGCUUGAAGCUCUUUUUGCAGCAGCAAGUGAUGAGAACAUAGCCCAUGAAGUGAGUUUAAAGAAAGAGGCUAUAGUUGUGGUGGAUGAUGAAGAGGUGCCACAGCCUUUGAAGGGUUUGUAUGAAGAUGGGCCCACUCCAUUUAUCAAGAAAAUAUAUGGGAUGGUGGGAGAUGCAGAGACUGAUGGGAUCAUCUCAUGGAGUGAGUCUGGGAUGAGUUUUGUGAUCAGGGAUCAGUACAAGUUCUGUGUGGAGAUUCUGCCCAAGCACUUCAAGCACGCCAACUUUAGUAGCUUUAUUCGCCAACUCAACACUUAUAAUUUCAAGAAACUCAGUCUAGAGAGGUGGGAAUACGCCAAUGAAGGCUUUCAGAAAGGAAAAGAUCAUCUGUUAAAGAAUAUUAAGAGGAAGAAACACCAACCUGAUCAACAAGUCCCACAGGAUGGAAAGAAUUCACAACUUUCACUUUAUCACGAGAAUCUUAAAAAGGAAGCAGAACUUGAAAAGUUGAAGAGCGAUACCGAGAAGUUGAGAACUGAACUUCUAAUUAUCCAAAAGGAACAGGAGAGUGCUGAUAAUUAUCUGUUAUCUGUUAAAGAGAGGCUAAUAAGAACCGAACACAAGCAACAGCAGAUGUUCAUUUGCAUGGCAAGAGCAUUUAAGAACCCGCUAUUCAACGAGAUUCUCAUGCAGCAGCUCAGGGAAAAAGAAGCACUGGAUACUGCAGGAACUUCAAAGAAACAAAAGCUGAUUGCUCCCCAGUGCAACAAAAGUCUAGUUGAGGCAAUCUAUUAUGCUGGGGGAAGCCAAGCUAAAGAUGACUUCACAAUGAUUGAUACAGAAGCUCAGAAAGCAUAUUUUCAUAAUGAAGCAAAAAACCCCGUUGUUCAGAGCCAAAAGGUUAAUGAAGUGUUGGCUACAAAACCUUCAGAUAUUGCUUUGGACAAUUGUUUGCUGGUAGAAAAUCUAUUGGCUGAUGACGUGGUCUCUGAGACUAAAGCAGCAACAGAACAAGCAAAUGUUCAUUCAAAAGUUGUUCUUGAGUUGGAAGAAUUGAUCACAAAGGUAAGUGCCAAUUGGGAGGUAUCUAUGAAGGAGAUGGUUGAGCAAGCGGUUUGUCUGCAAUCACAGUUCUAGUUGGACAUUGGAGAACUAUCGCAUACAAAGAUCUUAAGAUAGUUUUAUAAUUGUUCUUAGAAGAAAUCACAACUCCCAACAACCCCAGGUUUGAGCUUUAUGCUAUUUCGGCCCUUUUGCCUUCCUGGAGGUUUCGCAUUAUGUAGUAGUUAGAAUAUAGUGUGGUUAUGUACAUAAACUUUGUAAUUUUCUUUUGUGAUUCUCAGUUUUCUAAAGUGUUUUUUAAGGUUCCUUUUGUUCUUUUAUCAUAAAGACCGUUCUCUGGUAGUUAUAAAAUCAUAAUACUUUCAAAUAUUA
Messenger RNA from Daucus carota subsp. sativus, 1556 nucleotides. RefSeq names its product heat stress transcription factor A-7a. Lineage: Eukaryota; Viridiplantae; Streptophyta; Magnoliopsida; Apiales; Apiaceae. The coding region runs from base 63 to 1259 and encodes 398 amino acids. The transcript has 3 exons. Gene Ontology annotation, molecular function: RNA polymerase II cis-regulatory region sequence-specific DNA binding; DNA-binding transcription factor activity. Gene Ontology annotation, cellular component: nucleus. The record is from RefSeq and is a predicted model, not a curated record. Gene Ontology annotation, biological process: regulation of transcription by RNA polymerase II; cellular response to heat.